CUUUUUGAAGCCAUUACAGGAGGGAAUGCACAUGUAAUCAAUCUCCUUCAGGCGAUCCAGAGUCUCAGAAGCAAAACGAUCGCAUUUCGUCUAGUUAAUUGUUGUUCUAAAGUGAAUUAGUCUAUGGAAUUCGGAAGAAGAUUAUUCUCUCUCUUGAAAACAAGCAAGAAGGAGGAUGAAGAAUUGUUCUUAUCUGCGGGGAACACAAGUGCGCAACUGGAGGAACUUAUAGCCUCUUCUAAUGGCGGACAGGGCAUUCCUAUUCGUAGGUUCACUGCCAAAGAGCUCAUCAAGGCCACUAACAACUUCAAAGAGAUAGUUGGGUAUACUGGAAAUUGUCAUAUCUUUACUGGUUCAUUUGACAAAAGCCCAAUUUUAGUUAAGAAGUUUCGAGAGUUUUCUCCGGACAGAUCCCUGUCCGGAGCUAUCCGGGACAUAGUAAUCACAUCGCGGAUGAGUCAACACAAGAACGUUUUGAAGCUUUUAGGCUUCUCUAUAGAAUUCAAAAUUCCAGUUCUGGUCUAUGAAUGUGCAUGGACUAAAGUUGAACAGCUUCCAAAUCUGCUUUACCCUCGUCCAAAAACAGCGUUCAGGUGGAAAAACAGGCUUAGGAUUGCAACUGACAUUGGAAAUGCAAUUGCUUAUCUGCAUACUGCAUUUCCCGCGCCCAUUGUUUACAGGGAUUUGAAUCCACAAAAUAUUGUGAUCGAUCAAGAUGGUGUUGCUAAACUGCUAGAAUUCUCGUUGUCUACAUCAAUUCCUCCCGGAGAAUCAUCGGUGGAGGAUUGUGUGGUUGGAACGACGGGUUACGGAGAUCCCGAGUACACGAUAACAGGCAUAAUUACAUUGAAGACUGAUGUUUACAUGUUUGGAAUGCUUCUGCUCGUGCUCUUAACAGGGAAGAAGCCUUUGGACCCAUACUCUGGCAGCUUGAAAGAUUGUGUGAAAGACCAUGUUAAGAACAACAGGUUCAACAAAAUAUUGGAUGAUACUAUUUUGGCAGAGGAUGGAGGAAUUCGGAAAGAGCAGCAGCUGCAAGCUUCGGUGGCUCUUGCUCUGAGAUGCGUCGAAAACAAAGGAGAAAAUAGGCCAGAAUUGGUCGAGGUGGUGGAGAAACUCAGGUGGAUUGAGAGGUACAGUAAUUGAUUCAACACCUACUUCCAAUAUAAAGCCAGCUCCUCUGUGUACUGUUAUCUUCUCAUAUCCCAAGUCCCAAGUUCAACUGCAUGCCUGAGCAGUGAGCAGCCUGCCCGUAUAAGCAGCUCAGAAUAAAAUUCCUUUUCCUCUGAAUUCUAGCUAUCAUGAUGUAAGGCAUUUCUACAAUCUGAUGGCCAAAUAAUUGGUGAAACUCAUGUAAGAGAUCAUCUUUCGGUUUGAAUUAUGAAUUUGUUUUAAAACUCUCACAAGAAUCCGUCUACAUGUCCACAUAAAAUGCCUUCUAGUAUAAUGGUCUUUGCAUUGAAUUAACUGAGAUCAAGGUAUCUCAAAAUGACGCAAGUAAAGAGGAGGCGAAAAUGAGCUAAGACUGUUUCGAUCCAGCAUAUGGAAGCAGAAAUGUACAGAAUAGACUCAUGAACCGAAGCCGGUCAAAUGAUGCCUCAUUAUAUGUGGCU
Molecule: messenger RNA, 1613 nt
Organism: Ilex paraguariensis (yerba mate)
Lineage: Eukaryota; Viridiplantae; Streptophyta; Magnoliopsida; Aquifoliales; Aquifoliaceae
Source: the annotation of a GenBank genome assembly